ACAUACCGAUGGCCUUCUCAAACCCAGCUUUUGCCCACGCUCUCUACUGUUCAGCAAAUCCUGCAAAGAAAAUCCCAAGAGCUUGUGCCAAUAACCCCAACGACAUGCCAAUCUCCUCCUCUCAAGCAUGGAGCAAUAUUCUGCAAAACCAAUCCUUGGAUAAAAUGUGCAAUAGAAGAUUAAAGAAGCUGAAAGAAGCAAAAAUUGAGCUUACCAAAGUUUCAGAAGAGGAAGAUCAUCUGUCAGUGAAAAGUUUAACAAUGAUCGAUUCGAUCCGACGCCUAGGCAUUGAAUAUCAUUUUCAAGAUGAGAUUAAUGAAGUUUUAGAAAAUCACUAUAAGAAGAUAUCUACUGGUUAUACCCAUCCAGAUGAUGAUCUAUUUGAAGUUGCUCUUGGCUUUCGAUUGUUAAGAGAGCAAGGUUACUAUGUACCUCCAGAUUUAUUUAAAAAAUUCAAGAACAAGGAUGGAAAGUUCAGACAAGAAUUAGGUGAAGACAUCAAGGGACUAAUAGAAUUAUACGAAGCAUCUCAAUUAAGCAUUCAAGGUGAAGAUAUUCUUGAUGAAGCUCAAGAUUUUAGUGGUCAUCUUCUUACUGCAUCAACAUUGCAUCUUGAUGAUUAUGAAGCUGGAAUUGUUUUAAAUACAUUGAAGAAUCCAUACCACAAGACCUUAGCAAGGUCAAUGUUUAAAAACAAUUUAAAUAAUUUCAAAUUAAGCAGAAACAAAUCUAAAGAUGUCUUUAUGGAACUUGCCAAGUUAGAUUUCAACAUGCUUCAAUCCUUUCAUCGAGAUGAAAUUAUUCAUAUUUCCAAAUGGUGGAGAAACGACAUUGGAUUUGCAACCGAGAUGAAGUUUACUACAGGCCAACCACUUGAAUGGCUCUCAUGGCCCUUGACAAGCCUUACAAAUCCAAGCUUAUCAGCACAAAGAGUCGAGCUAGCAAAAGUCCUUUCUCUUUUCCACUUUAUACAAGACAUUUUCCAUUUUUAUGGGUCUAAUAUCGACCGACUUACUCAUUUCGUGCAAGCCAUUAAUAGGUGGGACAUUGGCGCUGCAAAUGACUUAGCAGAGUGUAUGAAGAUGUGUCUAAAGGUUCUUUACGACAUUACUGAUGAAAUUGCUUACAAGACAUACAGAGAGUAUGGAUAUAACCCAAAACGCUCAUUGAAAAAAGCGUGGAUAAAACUGUGCAAUGCAUUUCUAGGAGAAGCGAAAUGGGCAGCUGUUGGGCAGUUGCCAAAGGCUGAGUACUAUCUAAAGAUUGCAAAUUUUACAUCAGCAGUAAAUGUGGUGUUAGUUCACAUCUUUUUUCUCUUGGGUGAGGCUUUAACAAUGGAAACAAUAAAUCUUGUUGAUGAUGAUCCUGCCGUUAUAUCUUCCGUGGCCUCCAUUUUUCGUCUCUCCCAUGGCUUAAAUAAUACCAAGGAUGAGGAUGGAAUUAGCGGGUUUACAUACAAGAAAUGCUACAUGAGGCAAUAUCCAUUGUCUUCUUUCCAAGAAGCUAAAAAGCAUUCUAUGGAGAUGAUUUCAGAUGCAUGGAAGGAACUGAACAAGCAAUGUCUCUCUCCAAAUCCAUUUUCACCAUCUUUCAUUAGGGCUGCUCUUAAUUGUGCAAGAUUGGCUUCUUUAAUUUAUGGCUUUAAUGACAAUCAUAAUCUCCCAAGGCUCCAAGAAAACAUCAAGUCUCUAAUCUUUGAGAGGAUUGCAAUUUAAGUGGUUAUCACCAAAUAGGGGGCAAUUCUAAUAGUUUUUGUACAUAUAAUUGUAUCAUAUUAAAAAUAA
Molecule: messenger RNA, 1784 nt
Organism: Jatropha curcas
Lineage: Eukaryota; Viridiplantae; Streptophyta; Magnoliopsida; Malpighiales; Euphorbiaceae
Product: putative terpene synthase 4
Biological process (GO): terpenoid biosynthetic process
Molecular function (GO): magnesium ion binding; terpene synthase activity
Source: RefSeq, a predicted model, not a curated record